UGAAUGAAGUUGUGCAAUGGCGUUGUGACAACACGACAAGUUCUAAUAUUUCUAGUCAGUCAGUCGAGUAAUGAAGAUUUCAAUCUGUCCACCGUUAACGAUUACAAAGAGUGUAGACAUUAAAUCGUUACUGAAAUAGAAGUUUAUAAAGCUAGAGUUCGUGGACGAUAGUGUUACGUGUCGGUAUUUAGGUGGUCACGUAGUCGGACGUAGUAGGUGGUACAUAUUUAUACGUAGCAACAGUGAAGCAACUAAGUUUAACUCUUACUAGUAUUAGUCUUGCUCUUACUACGAGUACGAUCUUAGUAAGGUUCGACGCAAUAGGUAUAUUGUUCCAAUUUCUUGCUGACUCACUCGUCAAUUCGCAGUAAGAUUCUACAAGUACAACUUUUACAUAAGCCGUGGGGAACGCGUGAACAACAAUCACUGCACUUGGUGCUAAGUUGAACAUUAUAUCAGCAAGUUGUAUUAUAUAUUAUCAUGGCUAGUCCACGCACGCGCCGAGUGCUCAAGGAACUGAAAUCAAAAUACGAAAAUGAUAAAUGUUUUGAGUGUCAGGCCUUCAACCCACAAUGGGCCAGCGUCACGUACGGAAUCUGGAUCUGCUUAGAAUGCUCAGGCAAGCAUCGUGGUCUUGGAGUCCAUCUCAGUUUUGUAAGGUCGAUAUCGAUGGAUAAGUGGAAAGACACGGAACUUGAAAAGAUGAAGGUUGGAGGAAAUCGACGCACAAGGGAGUUUUUCGCCGAUCAGCCAGAUAUCAAAAAGGGCAUGAGUAUAUAUCACAAGUACAACAGCAGAGCAGCAGCUCUGUGUAGAGAUAAGGUUUCCACUCUCGCCGAAGGAAGGACGUGGUCUAUUGAAACAUCGUCUGCUAGGAAUUAUGUGUCCAGCCUGUCGUCGUCUGCCAGCGUCAGUAGUAACCCUAGCUCUAUCCACACAUCUAGCACGUACAGUGGACACCGUAACUCCAUGGAGGAGGCAUUCGGGAUGUCGAUGGACCAGGUAAACACUCACAAGGAUGACUUUUUCACCCAAAAAUUGAAUGAAAAUGCAAUGAAACCAGAUAAUCUUCAUCCCAGUCAGGGUGGUAGGUACGCUGGGUUUGGGAACAGCUACACCCCGCCUGUGGAGCAGGAUACAACCAGUGAAUACCUGAACAGCGCUAUGUCAUCUUUGAACACCGGUUGGUCGCUGUUCACGUCCAACGCAGCCAAGAUCGCCCAACAAGCUAAGGAAUCCACGGUGAAAAUUUCCAGUCAAGUUGCAAACAAGACCUACCAACUGGGCAGUACUGUCAAUGAAAAGGUGACAGACACGAGCGUCAGAGCUUUUACGAACAUUCAGGACGCGCUCAUCGAGAAGAAGACGACGCUCGAUUCCGUCGACACGUCACCAAGAGAGCAUUCGUCGCUGCUGACGGGAAACGACAGCUCGGCUGCACUCAAGGAACGCGAGAGACUGAGGAAUAUGAACCCGGAUCUCUCCGAGACGCCCCUGCUCCACGAGAAGCAGCUGUCGCGGGAGGAGGAGGAUGCCAACUGGGGAGGCUGGGAGGAUGAGAACCCGUUCAAGCGGCAGCAGAGCGAGGGCUGGGCGUCCGAUCGCGCGCAGUGCGGCAGCAAGGGCAGCCGGAACAGUUCGUGGGACCACGACGACUGGGGGCAGGACGAGUGGAAAGACCACGGCAAUGACUGGAACAGCGAGUGGACCGAUGACAACGCGCACGGCACCGCCUCAAAGAAACCGCAGAAAGCAGCCUCCUCCGCGUCCGCCGCCCUGCGGAAGAACGAGUACAAGAAGAAGAACAAGCAGGAGAAGGAGAGCGAGAACCUCCUCAUCGACUUCGACAACGUGCCGAUCAGUCCCAAGGAGCCGGCGGCAGCAGCGGGGGGGCGGCGCGACGAGUGGAGGGCGUGGGACGAGGAGGACGAGGCGUGGGACAGUCUUAGCAACGGUCGAGCGAAGGGCAAGUCUGAGUAGGGCUGCGUGAUCGCCGGGGGGGGGACUCUUACGCACUUUGACAAUCGACGCAGAGUCGGAGGAAGCACGGAGCAGCAAUGGCCGCUUGCGCGCGUAUGUGCUGACUCAUCAUCAUCAUGGCUCCCGGGAUCGACGUCCCUAGCGCGGACGCUCCUUCAAACAUUGUGUCGCUGUUACUAACUAUUGGCCUCUGGUGGUUCUACGCACGACGCUUUGGUGCCCUGGCGUAUGUAACUUCCACCACCCAAUCGACGUUACCGAAAGAAUGUUGAAGUCGCUAGUGUUAAACGUCUGUGAAGCAUAUUCCGGUUAGGCUGCGAGGGAGAUCGGAUCGAAGAAGAUACGUGUUAGAUAGAUUUUUGAUAGCCAGGUGGAAGUGCUGGAGACAGACUAGAGUGGAAAUUCUAGUAGCCUUUCCUUCACUGCUUAGAGAGUGGGGACAAUAUCACUGUCAAGAUAUUACAGUUUUUCUUGAGCAUCGGUAGAUGUGGAGACUGAAGGUGGCAUGAGAUUGUUGUCCGUGUCGAGUCGCCAGGCUGCUGAGUCUGGUAAUGCUAUAUACCGCGAGAAAAAAACUCGAAACAGGGUAAAAUGUUUGUAUCGUGAUGCUACACUGCACCGCGCUGUAGGUGACACAAUAUCAAAUUAUCAAACGUUAGUACAUUUAGCCAUCGUUCGGUUUUGAUGUUUCGUUUCUGAUGUUGUUACUGCACAGAUUGGUUUACUCUAAAAGCCAUAAUGGGACGAUUUGAUCAAUUUUGAAAUUGUGUGCACCGACCAACAAAUAACUAGCUGUCUUUGUUCCGCCGCUUCAAAAGCAAACUUCCAAUUUAUCGGCACAGAUAUCUUGUUAUUAGGCCAACAUUUUUUGUUGUGAUCAUUGUGAAUGUCGAUAAAUGCUUAGAAGUAAUGCUGUUAUCGUUUGUAAACUAUUAAAUGGAUAACGUGAUUUAUUGUUAAAAGGCAAAAAACGAGCUGUGUGUGGUAAAAACAAGUAGCCAUCUCUCCAGUAUAGGCAGGGUAAUACAUCAGUUUCCUAUAAUAACAGUUAAUGAACGGUUAGGUUACACUCGGUUUUUUAAAGAUAAAGGUUUCGCAUGAACCCAUACAUAAAGUAUUUUCUAUCAUUUAGUCAAAUCGUACUUGUGUUAUUGAAUAGGUGAAAACAGUUUUACGCUGUGCAUAUUUAAGUAUGUCUUCCAAUAUAAUUUGCAUAGUAUCAUAUUUACGAUCUUUAAUUCAAUUAAAUGAAGGCAACAGACCCAAUAAUUAGGUAAACGUAACAUAUGCUUCUAAGUCCGCCCUUUGCUAAGCGUAUUACCAUGACUGUAUGUAUUAGAAUACAUAUAAUAAUAUACAAAUAUACUCAUGGUGUGACUACAUCCAAAGGGAAGUGAUAGUUCUGCUGUGUGCUGUCGUUACAUGAUUAAAUGACACUUGUAAAUAGAUUUUCAGGGUUCCCAGUUAGCGUUGCUAUAGAGAUAUACAUGGUAUAUCUCUUGAUGUAUAAGGAGAAAGAGAGCAACACGCGUUGAAGAAAUACGCUCAUUCCAUGGACGAGAUAUGGGUGGAUUCGGGGUUGUAUGGCUAGAAAUUAUCUUGCGUCAAGUUCGCGUGUGAAGCGGUGCAUUCCGAGUAGGUAAUAAUAGAAUGUAUCAGAAGAUCUUAUAGCCGUAGCAGUUCAUUGCUCUCGUGUUGCGAAUAUGAGUGAGAUGUUUGAGGUGCUACGUCACGACAUCCUUGCUUGCUGUUGUAACAAACCAAUGAAACAUCAGCAAAUGUCAGGAUUCACAUAGUAAAAGUAAAUCAAUCGGUCGUUCAAAA
Priapulus caudatus is the source of this 3804-nucleotide messenger RNA. RefSeq names its product ADP-ribosylation factor GTPase-activating protein 1-like. The transcript is spliced from 11 exons. Lineage: Eukaryota; Metazoa; Priapulida; Priapulimorpha; Priapulimorphida; Priapulidae. Gene Ontology annotation, biological process: regulation of ARF protein signal transduction; regulation of endocytosis. The record is from RefSeq and is a predicted model, not a curated record. The coding region runs from base 481 to 1980 and encodes 499 amino acids. Gene Ontology annotation, molecular function: GTPase activator activity. Gene Ontology annotation, cellular component: Golgi membrane.